Messenger RNA from Asparagus officinalis (garden asparagus), 1106 nucleotides. RefSeq names its product ASC1-like protein 3. Bases 2 to 889 code for a protein of 295 amino acids. The transcript is spliced from 6 exons. The record is from RefSeq and is a predicted model, not a curated record. Gene Ontology annotation, molecular function: sphingosine N-acyltransferase activity. Gene Ontology annotation, cellular component: endoplasmic reticulum; membrane. Gene Ontology annotation, biological process: ceramide biosynthetic process. NCBI's taxonomy places the organism in Eukaryota, Viridiplantae, Streptophyta, Magnoliopsida, Asparagales, Asparagaceae.
AAUGCUACUAGAGAUGACGUCACAUUUCUUACUAGCCGUCUGCUUUGCCCUCUGCUUCUUCGUUGCUAGGCUUCUUUUAGAUACCUUCAUCUUCAAGCCCUUGGCCGGUGUGUUGUUAUUGAGAUGUGGAGGUAGUAUGAAUAUGAUCAAUGAUGACGCUCGGCGAUCAAAGAUUGUGAAAUGUUCAGAGUCAAUGUGGAAGCUGACAUAUUAUGUGAGCAUGCAACUUUGGGUUGCUUUAAUCAUGCUACAAGAUUAUUGGUGGCUAAAUACAAAAGAGUACUUCAGAGAAUGGGCAGGUGGAGAAAUAGACUCUUCAUUGGAGAUUUUCUUCACGUGCCAAUAUGGAUUUUACCUGUAUAGCAUUGUCGCUCUUGUCAAGUGGGAAACUCGAAGAAAGGAUUUUCCCAUUAUGAUGUCUCAUCACAUAAUUACUUCAGUUUCGAUGGAAUUAACUUUUCACAUCAGAUUACUUAGGCUCGGAACCAUCACUCUAGCUUUGCAUGACACAAGUGAUGUGUUCUUGGAGGCAGCAAAGAUCUUCAAGUACCUGGAAAUGGAAACAGGAGCCCUCAUCUGUUUCGGGCUUUUCGCCAUUUCAUGGCUAAUAUUACGGCUAAUUGUCUUUCCCUUCUGGAUAAUAAAAGCCUUCAGUUAUGACUCGCGGCUGGUUGUGGACGACUUCCCUAUGAGCAUGUAUUAUACUGGCAGCACGCUGCUCAUCACACUGCUUAUAUUCCAUAUUUACUGGUGGAGACUCAUAUGCAUUGUGAUAUGGAAACAGAUCGGUAAUGAAGGAAAAGGAAAAGUUGAGAAGGAUAUACGAUCAGAUGAUGAAGAUGAAGAUGACGACCAAUCUCAAGUUCUGAGCACGGGAGUGGUGAUAUGAAUAUUAAUUCUAGCACGGGUAUAGCCCUACAGCAAUAAUGAUCCAGAGUGUAUUCAGGAUUAUACUCUCGUAUGGGGGAUAUUUAAUGUAUCUACUUUAGAAACUCAAAUUGUGUAUGCUAAAACUUUAUAGUGUACUUCUGUAACUAUAAACACAUAUUAGUUAUCUCUUCACACAAAGGGUAACACCUCAAGAAUACAGUAGGCAGUUCAUAGAA